UGUUAUUGUUGCGACGGGAAAACCCGUGUCAUUUGUAAAUUAUUACAGAAUUAGAAAAGAAACACGGACAGCGCCAACAACACUAAAUUUGGAGGUGGUGGGGAUAUAUACAGCAGCAUCCGUCACAGUUCAUAGCAUGGGCUGUGGAUCUUCUUCUGGAUAUGCCAGCUUGGAAGACAUUAGAUCCCACUCCUCAACCAUAGCCAGCAAGCCCACAAACACCAUGCAAGCAGCUCCAGAGGUGAUCUCAACACAUACAACAACACAAGACAUAUCCAGGACAAACAGCACGAUCUCAACGCCAGGUUCACAUCACACGGUCAAAGAUGUUGAAUAUUCACGACCUAAUACUGAAGAGUUGAUGAAAGAUCUGAACAUCAGUAGAGAUGAUGGAACUGUCAAAUGGUGGGAUGUGGUUGAUGACUUUAUUGUCAGGGAUACCCCAGUGAUCAAGCCCCACACAAAGCGAAAGACAUGGAAGACAGUUCGUCUCUUCAUCAGCUCCACGUUCAAGGACAUGAGUUCUGAGAGAGAGGCCCUGGUGAAAGGGGUGGUUCCGGCACUGCGACAGUGGUGUACUGAGAGGCGCAUACGCCUCAUGGAAUGUGACCUUCGAUGGGGUGUACCGAAAGAUUCUGACACUCGGGAAACAUUGCUGGCCUGCUUGUCAGAGAUUGACAGAUGUCGAGAACAAAAUGAGUGUCCAUACUUCCUGAACAUGUUGUCCGAGCGCUACGGGAGUGUCAUGAAGCCAGAGGAGGUACCAGAAGACAUCAAACUCAGGUACAGCUGGUUGCCAGGGAUGUCAGUGACGGCUCUGGAAGUCUUCACGGGUGCAUACUGGGAGAGAAACCCCAACGCGCUGUUCAUGAUGCGUCAGCCAGGCUUUUUGAACGGUGUAAACGAUGAAAACCUUCGCAACAUUUACCAAGAGACUGAUCCUGAAAAAGUUGAGUCUCUUCGGGUCCUGAAAGGCAAAAUCAGGGAGAAGUUCGGAGACAGGACACAUGACUACAGCUGCCAUGUGGAGAAGACGGAAAACGGCAAGUUGAUACUCGGGGGACUAAAAAACUUCAGCGUGAAAGUACAUGACCAUUUCAAGGAGUGUAUUGAGAGGCAGUACCCAGCAGACUCGCUGCAGCAGCAGAUGACGGAGGUAGAGGUGUCAUACGCUGAACAAGAAGACUUCCUCCUUCUCAGAUCUCAGGGUUUGAAAGGCCGUGAUGACAUACUUGAUAGAAUCUCCAACUACAUCAACACCAACAUUGACAGCACCCGCAUCAUGUACCUGGCGGGGUCGGCAGGGGCAGGGAAGAGCUCCCUGAUGGCGACCUCAGCUGGGAAGGCCAUUGGAAAUGACAAGUUCAAGGUGUUCUUCCAUUUUGUUGGCGCUACUCCAGACUCCACAAACCUGUACCGAAUUCUAUCAAGGAUGUUUCAUGAGUGCAUGCCCCCAAACACCGUCCCUCCCAUGGACUCGGACGAGAUGAUGCGAUACACAGGAACCAUGUUUGAGAAGUCAACAGAAUAUGCUCUUGAUCAGGGAUACGAGAAGCUGAUUGUUUAUAUUGAUGCUCUGAAUCAGAUGGAUGAUGAAGGGAUGGCUCACAAACUUGGAUGGCUGCCCCGUAAACUUCCCAAGGGAAUGCGCCUCGUUGUCAGUACACUAGAGGGCGCCACCCUACAUGCCAUGAGGUCACAUGAGGUCCAGUGUGACGAGGUUAUGGUUGAACCCCUGAACCAGGACUACAGGACCAAGAUCAUUAGUGAAUAUCUGGCCGACUACAACAAGUUACUUGACAAGGAACAGAUGCAACUACUGGUGACAAAGGAAGAUGCAGGGCGGCCAUUAUAUCUCGCCAUCUCCUGUGAAGAGCUCCGUGUGUUUGGGGACUUCCGGAAUCUCACCAGUAAAAUACACAGUCUGCCUGGAGACCUGUCUGGCGUUAUUGAAAUUGUGUUUAAUCGCAUCAUUAAAGAGUAUGGAGGAGACAAGGUUCUGUCCACACUGUGUCUCAUCGAGACAUCGAGGUUCGGCUUGUCUGAAGCAGAGCUGGUGGAACUCCUGGCAGCGGAGCCCCUCAUCCCGAGCAGCAGCAGUACUGCAGUCCAGUUUACUGGGCAGAAGAUUUAUAUGGCAGAGUGGGCGUUAGUGUACCUGGGGCUCCAUCAGUUCCUGCGACCUUGUGGAGGGGGUUCCCGAUGAUGGGCGACUAGACUUCUACCACAG
Messenger RNA from Haliotis rubra (blacklip abalone), 2230 nucleotides. RefSeq names its product telomerase protein component 1-like. Bases 137 to 2206 code for a protein of 689 amino acids. The record is from RefSeq and is a predicted model, not a curated record. Gene Ontology annotation, cellular component: Cul4-RING E3 ubiquitin ligase complex. Lineage: Eukaryota; Metazoa; Mollusca; Gastropoda; Lepetellida; Haliotidae. The transcript is spliced from 14 exons.